Molecule: messenger RNA, 2868 nt
Organism: Naegleria gruberi
Lineage: Eukaryota; Heterolobosea; Eutetramitea; Acrasida; Naegleriidae
Product: dead box-containing ATP-dependent RNA helicase
Exons: 2
Coding region: 1-2868 (955 amino acids)
Molecular function (GO): ATP binding; RNA helicase activity; nucleic acid binding
Source: RefSeq, a predicted model, not a curated record
AUGAAGAAACGCAUCAGCAACGUUCUCUCACAGAAGACUUCUACCACAACAACAACAGUGAAGAAGGACUCCUCGGCGGAAGUGGUAGCAACUGGAAGUAAACCAACUACAAAGAAAUCAACAACACCUUCCAAGAGUGUUGUUACAAAGAAUACAAGUUCUGAAAAACCAUCUGUUGUGGAAGAAAAAAGAACAAUCAUGCCAACAAUGAAUGAAUUUGAUAUGGAUGAACAAUAUUUUGAUGAUGCUGAACAACCAUCAACAAGUCAACUUGCUCCAUCAUUGGAUUUUUCUGAUAGUGAUGAUGAUUUGAGUGAUUCCGAUAAUGAUGAACAAAUUGUGAAAGGAUCCAAUGGUGCUGCUUCCAAAAAGAGUGGAACUAAAAAAGCUACUACAGAAAAUUCACCAUCUUUUACUGAUUUGGGUAUUUCAUCAUGGUUAGAAGAACACUUAAGCAAACUUCAAAUUAACAUGCCAACAGUAAUUCAAGAAAAGUGCAUUCCACCAACACUUGCAGGAAAGAAUGUUAUUGGUAUGUCUCAAACUGGUAGUGGUAAAACAGCUGCAUUUGCACUUCCAAUUAUUCAAAAUUUAGCAAAGGAUAUGUAUGGAAUUUAUGCUCUUAUCAUUACACCUGCAAGAGAAUUGGCCAUUCAAAUUAAGCAACAUUUUGAAAUUUUAGCAGGUGAUUUACCAAUUAGAGUUGCAUUACUUGUAGGUGGUAUGGAUUAUCUUAAACAAGCCCACUUAUUAGAUAGCUCUCCACAUAUUGUAGUUGGUACACCUGGUAGAAUUGAAGAUGCCAUUAGAACGUUUAAUAAUGAUGGAUAUUUCAAAAAGAUUAAAUAUUUGGUAUUCGACGAAGCAGAUAGAAUAUUUUCAAUGGAUUAUUCAUUAGAUUUAGAUAGAAUUUUGAGUGUUUCAAAUCCAAAAAGACAAACAUUAUUAUAUUCUGCUACAAUGAAUAAUCAGGUUAAAAAACUUGCUAAAAUGGCAAUGAGUAAUAGUGGAAAAACGAAGGAAGAAAGGGAACAGAGUCUCUAUAUUUAUGAUGCUUGUAAAUUGUUCCAAUUGGCUGAUAAUUUAUCUCAAUAUUACUUGUUCAUGCCUGAACAUGUUAAAGAUGCCUACUUUGUUCAAUUAAUCAAUUCAUUACCAGAUAAUUCGAUAUCUAUUGUAUUUUUCUCAGAUAUUACUCAAUGUGAAUUAAUGAAUCAAACUUGCAGAUUGUUGGGAAUUAGUUGUGAUUCUCUUCAUGCAUCUAAAUCACAAAAAGAAAGAUUUGCCGUAUUGAAAUAUUUCAGAAAGAGAAGACUCAAGUUUUUAUUCUGUACAGAUGUUGCUAAUAGAGGUUUAGAUAUUCCAGCAGUUGGUUAUGUUAUUAAUUAUGAUUUACCAGACACCACUGAUAAGUAUGUUCACAGAGUUGGUAGAACAGCUAGAGCUGGAAGACUUGGUGUGUGUAUUUCACUCAUUUCACAAUUUGAAGUUAAACGUAUUAAAGCCAUUGAAUCUGAUACUGAUGUUCAAAUGGCUAAAUACGAACCUUUUGAUGAAGAACAAGCUGAAUCUGAAGAACAUCUCUUAAGUGUUGCUGAACAGAAAUGUAAGGCAAAGAUUACACUCUUAGAUUCUGGAUUUUAUGAUAGAUUCGAGAAGGUUAAAUCCAAACAACAACUCACAGCAGAUUUGAGAAAACAAGCUCAAAUUUUCUUUGAAAAGAGAUCGAUGGAUCAACUUAAACAAAAUUCUGGAAGGUGGAAGGAUAGAUUCAAUGAUAUUACAUCAUCAACAACUGAUAAUAAUAGUGAAAAUAUUAAUACAACCAGAAGUUUUGAAGCUACUGAUACUACUACUAAUAAUAAUAACUCAACAAGAAGCAAUGAAAAUAGUUUAAAGAGAAAGGAAACACAAGAUGUUAAUCUAUUCGGAGCCAAUAAUAACGUUGUCAUUUCAACUAAGGUCAGAGAACAAACAUCUUCACAACAAGAACCAAAAGUCAUUGAAAAGAUUAUUGAAAAGACAAUAGAAAUACCAGUAGAAAAGAUAGUUGAAAAGAUAAUAGAAAAACCGUGUGCAACAAGUCAAUCCAACGAUAAUAACUUGUCCAAAUUUUCAGAAUUUUUAAAAAAUGAUCAAUUAAAAGCAAUUGAAUUGACUAAACAAAUUGCUAGUGGAAAUGUUAAAAAUCCAGCAGUUCAUUUAGUAACUCAAUUAUUUGGAAAUAUGGAAAAUGAUCAUUAUGUGGAUAUGUUGGCAGCAAUUCAAUUAAAUCUUUUCAAUCCAUUUGUUGAAAAAGUUCACCUCCUUCAAGAGAAUGAUGCAAACGAUCAAGAUUUAAAGAAAUUAAUUGGACAAGAAAAACUUGUCAUUCACAUGCUAGGUCAUCGUAUUACAGUUGGUGAUUUUAUGAGAUAUUGUAAUGAAAAAUUACCACAAAAAAUUGUAGGACUCAUUAAUACUGAUGUUUAUUUUGAUAAUACCCUGGUUGAGUUACAUAGAAUGCCACAUCAAACUGCAUAUGUUAUUUCAAGAAAGGAAACUCUAGUUGGUAAUAAGCCAGAUCCAAUUAAUAAUAGAGAUCAAUGUGGUGGUUAUCAAGGUUCACAUGAUGCUUUCAUUUUCAGGAAUAAGGAUAAAUUUGGAGAUUCAAUCAUUGACAAGUUGAAUAAUAUUAAUUUGGGAUAUAUGGGUACUGAAAAUGUUAUUUUAUAUUAUUUGAAACGUGAUUCUAAUAGAUUUAGAAUUUCAAAUCCAUGUUAUGCUGUUAAUUUAUUCCACUUGCAUAGAAAUAGAUCAGAGAAGGAGGUUAAAAGAAUUAAUGGUGGAGGUAUUUCUGAUACACAGGACCCAUCAGGAAAUUUUUAA